Molecule: messenger RNA, 234 nt
Organism: Geodia barretti
Lineage: Eukaryota; Metazoa; Porifera; Demospongiae; Tetractinellida; Geodiidae
Source: the annotation of a GenBank genome assembly
AUGGCCAAGAUCGCCUCUGCCACCGUCAAGAAAUACGCCAAGGUUGCGUACACGCGGUUCGACAUGUGCGUGAGCACGAUGUUCUCUCCGUUCGCCGGCGUCCUGUACACCGUCUCGGAGCUGGAGAACGGCUCUAGCAGCCGCAGCGGGUCAUCCUCGCGGCCUCCUUCCCGCUCCAGCAGCCGCGCCAGCAACGUCAGCAGCUCGGGCAGCUCACGGGGCGCCCGUUUCUAA